Salvia hispanica is the source of this 2595-nucleotide messenger RNA. RefSeq lists its product as uncharacterized. The record is from RefSeq and is a predicted model, not a curated record. Lineage: Eukaryota; Viridiplantae; Streptophyta; Magnoliopsida; Lamiales; Lamiaceae.
GUUCUACUCCUACUUUAAACAAAACUCUCAAACAGUAUUUUUUCUAAUUAAUUUUUUUUUUGACGAAACCCUCCGCCGUCGGCUGCCGGAAAAUUCUUCUCAGACCAUUUGUGCUUUCCUGCUAUGAGAUAGUAAUUUGUUUAGUAAUGGUUGUGUUUCAAACUGGAUGCGGAUUGUUACUGAGUUUAUGCUGCUUGUAAUAAGUUUUGGAACCUGAGUUUGGUUUGAAUCUGGAUUUAAGAUGGAAUCAUACGUAGAGGAAGCUUUACGAGCUAAAGCCAAUGCCGAAAAGAAAUUCGUGGAGAGAGACUUCAUUGGUGCGAGGAGUUAUGCCUUAAAAGCUCAAAAGAUGUGUCCUGAGCUGGAUGGGAUAUCGCAAAUGGUGGCCACUUUUGGAGUUUAUGUAGCUUCUGAGGCUAAAGCUCACGGAGAACUUGAUUUCUAUUCAAUUCUUGGACUGGAUCCAUCUGCAGGAAAGUCCAAAGUAAAGAAACAGUAUAAGAAGAUGGCAGUACUGCUCCAUCCUGAUAAGAACAGGACGGUUGGAGCUGAUGGAGCAUUUAGACUUGUAUCUGAAGCGUGGACUCUUUUAUCUGAUACCAGUAAAAGAAGCUCCUACGAUCAAAGGAGGAAUUUGUUUGCUGCUGGGUACAGUGCUGGGGCUGGCGCUUAUGACAAUUGCUCCAAGUUUCCACCUUCUCAUACAAGAAGGGAUACGUUUUGGACUGUUUGUACGUCCUGUCAUGUUCAGUAUGAGUAUCUUAGGAAGUAUGUGAACAAGAGACUUUCUUGCAAGAACUGCCGUGGAGUCUUCGUAGCUGUUGAGACUGGGUUAUCCCCAAUUAAUGGAGCUUUCCCAUAUAGCAACUACUCUUAUACGCCUGAGAAUGGUUAUGCAAGUCAUGGUUGUGGGGUUUCGUUUGUACCUAAAACUACAUAUCAUGCGCCUAGUGGGCCCACGGGUCAUCAUACUGGACAUAAGCCUGUUUCUAAUAUAUCAUUUCAGGGUAACUCGUCCGUGGAUUCUGUUGGGGUCAUAGGCCCUAACGGGCUGUCUACAUCAUCCUUUGUCUUUUAUCAAACCAGUGGAGAGGCAGGCGUAACCAAGGCAAAUGGAGAUCAUAUUAGCAGGGUAAAUGCUACAGUUCAAAUGUUGUCUGAUGGGCAUAGUGGUUUCAGGGAUGUAUCAAAACCUAAGCGUGGUAGACCAGCAAAGAAGAGAAUCAUAGAUUUUGGGAGCUCAUAUACUCAUGCACAUGAAGAAAAUCACCCUACUGCUGCUGCAGAAGCAAAAACGGCCACAAUGAACGUAUCAUCUGAGACUUCAAGUAGACGCUGUUCAGCUACCCCUGUAAUUGAUACCAGACAGUUGUUGAUGGAAAGGGCAAGAUCAGAAAUCCGUAAGAACCUUGAGAAGAUGAGGUUGGCUUCAGAAGCUGCAGCAGCCGAAGCUGAGAAGAGAAAAGCACAAGCUGCAGUUGAUAAAUUGAAUGAGACAGCUAAAGUAUCACAACCAGAACUGAAGAGAAGUGCUUCUAUGUCAAUAACGGUUCCAGACUCAGACUUCCAUGAUUUUGACAAGGAUAGGUCAGAAGAAUGCUUUAAGCCAAAACAAAUAUGGGCCUUGUAUGACGAAGAAGAUGGUAUGCCUCGCUUGUACUGUCUUAUUCGGGAAGUCAUCUCACUGAAUCCUUUUAAGAUCUAUAUUAGCUACUUGAGCUCAAAAUCAGACUCUGAAUUUGGGGCAGUAAAUUGGUUGGAUUCUGGAUUCACAAAAUCUUGUGGAAGUUUUAGAGUGUUUCACUCAGAAAUGGUUGAACAAGUGAACAUCUUCUCUCAUGUUCUGAGCAGGGAGAAGACCGGUAGGGGAGGGUGUGUAAGAAUCUAUCCAAGAUGUGGAGAUAUAUGGGCUGUUUACCGCAACUGGUCACCGGAUUGGAACAGAACAACCCCAGAUGAAGUGAGGCAUGAAUAUGAAAUGGUUGAGGUUCUUGGCGACUAUUCGGAAGAGAAGGGUGUGUGGGUUACUCCCCUCGUAAAACUGGAUGCAUACAAGACCGUAUAUCAGAGAAAUGCAAACACAAGUGCUAUUAGAUGGAUCCCUAGGAGAGAGAUGCUGCGAUUCUCACACCAGGUUCCGUCUUGUUCGCUUAACAUCCAAGGCGCUUCUAACUUGCCCGAGGGUUGCUGGGAUCUCGACCCAGCUGCAACUCCAGAUGUGCUUCUUCGAGGAGAGAGUGAACUUGUUGGAAAUAAUGCAAAUGCAGAAGCAAGUCCAACUGAAUGCAUAACAGCAAUGGAGCUAUUCCUAGAACGAAUGGCAUGUGGUGAAGGAGAAUUUGUUCCAACAAAAUCAAUAGCAAAAGUUCUAGAAGAGCUCAGUUAAUGGUGGAUGUACAGAUUUAAAAACAGCCUAUGCCUCUCUAACCAACCAGCUUUAUAUAUAUUAUAGUAUUCUGUUGUAUUCAGGAAUUGGUCUUUUUGCCUUCCUCACGCUCUCAUGUAACUCUUAAAUUAUAGACCCAGAUUGCUACUGCUCAUUGUUUUGGGUUUCAAAUUAAGUAGAACCUCAUGAUUGAAAAUGAUUUGAUUGUU